AUGGAAUCUGCUAAAGUACUGAACUUAAAUAGAAUCGCUGCUACAGAUUCAUUGGGUUUUACACCCAUAAAACCGAAACUACGACGAUUUGUGGAUGUUUAUUCUCCAGAACAUCUGAAUUUGACGCCUAAGCCUAAACAGAAGCUUGAUUUGCUAUCCAAUGUUGGUAAAUUGUAUUUAACGCCGGAUAAACCUUUAAUCAUUGAUAAAGAAUGCAGGACUGUCAAAGCUCAUCCAAAUGCUUGCAAUGCCUGGGGGAAUUGUUCUUUUGAAGGCAAUCAAAGCUUUCCAAGAUUAAGUAGAAAACUAAGGCCAUUAAGAAUGGAUCUUGAGACUCCAACAAAAGCAAAACCAGCUGUUGAUUUAGUUAGAGUUGAUGGGCCAAAUGGAUUGCGUUUCAAUAGCUCCUUGGCAACUGGAGAUGCAGCAUCCACACCUACGCAGAUAGACAGAUUGCAGCAAUCUAUCAACCAUAGUAAAGCAGUCUUCACCAUUGAACCAAACACUUCAAAGAUUCUUAUUGUAAACAACAAGGCUUGCUCUCUGCUGGGUUACUCUUCUGGGGAAUUAUGUGACUUAAGGUUCUCAGAUCUUCUCAGAAAAAGAAAUAGCAAGGCUUUUAGUAUUCAUGAAGCAGAAGAUGGUGAUAUCUCCGAAGAUGGUACAAUGAUUUUGUUAAGUGGCAAGGUUGUAGAACUGCUGACAAAGGAUGGCAGUUCAGUUCAAGUAUCUCUGUGGAUACGACAAUUAGACAGUGAUGGACCAUGUUUGGUGGUUGCUGAGCCUAUCAUCUGUAAAAAUGUUGUGCUCACUAUAGAUGGAGAUGGUAUAAUAACAUCCUGUGAGGGAGAGGAUGUAGCUUUAUUGUUCCAAGCUGAAUCAUCGGACAAGCUCAUAGGUCUACCAGUCUCAUCUUUGAUACCGUCCAUACAGCUGCCACAUGACGUUCCCAUGUCUAAGAGUGUUUCAAAGCAGAAAGCAACAGGUAGGACCCUUGAUGGCGGUUCAUUUCCAUUGUGUCUGUGGAUAUCAAAAGCCCAUGUAGAAAACACUUGGUCAUCGUUGAAGACUAAAGAUAAACCUGCCAACAAAGAGAAACCUGUAUUUGUAGUUAAUGUCAGGGUAACAUACAACGUUAGCGGCCUUCUUGUCGUUGACGAGAGCGGCGUGAUAACAGCAUGUAACCAACACUUUGCUAUGUUGACCUUCGGUAAAGCACAGUCAGAGGUGAUAGGACAUCAAAUAGAAGACGUAAUACAGAACUUCUGUAGGGAAGCCGAUCUUAUGAAGAUUCAAGACAGAAAUAGAAAUAUGACUCUAUCACCUGUCAACAAUGAUAAUAAUGAUUCUGCUUCAGAAACUGACGAGGAUUCGUGUGGAGCGUUCAAUGGAAGUCAGAAAUCUGCUUGCACGUCCCUGAAUGUACAACAGUCGAUGUUAUCAACAACUAGAGAAAAAUCCUCUAGCGCGCUGUGCCUCGAUAAGUCAUAUAGUAUGGUGACACAUACUCCCACACCCACACAGGAUAUGGUCUCUAGUAUAAGCACGACGGAGCAGAGAAACGAUAUAUCAGCCCUCCCAGACGUCACUUCCGGCAUGUCAGGAAUUUCCAUAGACGAUGAGAACUACUGUCAAAGCAGCAUAUCCAAGUCGAGGUCCGAGAACAUGCUUCGAUCAGAACAGGGUAAUAUAAAACAGUCGCCCAAAGUGAACGAGAAAUCUGACUCGAUCUAUUACACCUCCCAACACUCUCAGGAAGUCACUCCAACGGGCAACUCAUCAAGAACUCGAUUAAACGACACCUCACUAAGACUAUCAUUCGACUUCACCAAGUGUAAAACAAUCAAAGUUAAAGAGGACAAAAGUAGCGCGUCCCUAGAUUUUUGUGACUCUAAUGAGACGAGCGCUGAUUUCUUGACUCCUAUCAACGAAAUGCCGCCGCCGGGCUGUGAAAUUGAAGAUUUACCGAAACACAACGGAAAUGACGAAAGCAUGGACAGUUUAAGCAAUGACAAUGAUCUGGAGACACAAACAGAAUCCGCGCCGAGGAAGAAGUUUGAUGACGAGCCAGAGACUCCUUGUAUGACGAAGCGCCUGGUCCGCGCCCACGUGACUUCGACUCCGGCACAAUCACGCCGCGACCUGGACGACUGGCGCCGCGCUGACGGCACAUACAGCGGCAUUGUGCGGCAUAAAGACGGCACUGAGCUCAGUUAG
Danaus chrysippus (African queen) is the source of this 2217-nucleotide messenger RNA. Lineage: Eukaryota; Metazoa; Arthropoda; Insecta; Lepidoptera; Nymphalidae. The record is from the annotation of a GenBank genome assembly.